Pipistrellus nathusii (Nathusius's pipistrelle) is the source of this 411-nucleotide messenger RNA. The record is from the annotation of a GenBank genome assembly. NCBI's taxonomy places the organism in Eukaryota, Metazoa, Chordata, Mammalia, Chiroptera, Vespertilionidae.
AUGUGGAUUGGGGGGGUGUGGAUAAAUCUUGACCCAUUCGUUAACAGGGUCUUGCAGGAGGCUCAGUAUGUUCCCAGGGUACUGACCAGAUCCCCAAAUUCCAGCCAUAAACCAAGCACCAGGCUGAGCCUUCACCUACCACAUACAUACAAGGCUCCGCCCAAGCAGCCGGCUUUGGGCGGAGCUACCGGGGCCAAUGGAUUUAAACUGGCAUUACAGUCCAAGGAAGGUCUGAGCAGGUUUGGGACCGGGUUCCUUGGAGAGGUCAGAGGGGCUCUGUGGGUGCUGGGUACUCCAGAGGUACCCCUCGUGGAACAAUCAGUGUGUCCCCUCCCUGCCAUCCCGGCAGGAAGGGAGGGCCAGCUGGGCCAUUCUUGGUCCCUGGGUGGAGGAGGCAAGGGAUUAGAGUAG